GCGCUCGCUCGCCCGCUCGCCCGGGGGGCAGGUGGCCGCGCCUGGAUGCCGGGCUCGCGGCGCGGGGCUGGGCGCGCUCCCGCGGAGCCGGAGCCGCAGAGGCCCCCGGACUGCGCUCGUUUCCCGCAGGUGAGCUGACGCUCUAAGGACUGGCCUGCCCCCAGGAGGAGACAUUCCGCAGGAGCACGGGAUGCAGAAGGGGACCCCGCGGAUGGCAUGCCGGCCCGGCCCCCCGAGAAGACCAUGACCCCUGCCGAUCUCCUGGGCGUUCCCGCGUUCCCCAGCGAAGCCUCCCCCACUUCCUCCCGUGCCCGGGGGGGACCUGAGGGACGGCGGGGCUGCCCGCGAGCGUGAGGCCGCGGCUCGGGCGGAGCAUGACCCUGGGAGGCCACGUCCUCUCGUCUUCCCGUGGCACCAGAGGUCGCCCUCCCCCGUGCCCCGGGGCUGCGGCGGCGCCUCCUUUUCACACCCGUGGCCCGUGCCGUCCGACCGCCUCCUGUGCCCAUAAGUCGCCCUUCCAGCCGCCCGCACGCCGCACGCCCCCGGCUCCUCGCUCAUGGCUGGGGCCGGCCGGCCGCGGGCGCUACCAUGAGGCACAGCAUUGACGGGGGCAUCCAGGUGUCGCCGGACGACACGCACCAGCCGCUGCUUGGCGGCCGAGCAGGCCCCCCCCACAUCCCCCAGGAGGGCCCCGCGCGCCCAGGCGACACCGGGGCCGCGUCCCGCGUGGACGGGAAGCUGAUGAACCUGCUGGCCGUGCUGGAGGGGCGGCCGGACGGGAGCGAGAGUUGGGGCGGGUGCUGGCGCUUGGGGAAGGGGCGGCGAUGCAGCCUGGCGUUCGGGCUGGUCAUCAUGACCUUGGUGAUGGCCUCGUACAUCCUCUCAGGGGCCCGCCAGGAGCUCCUGCUCGCCUCGCCCUUCCGCUACCGCGCCUUCCCCGGCAGCCCCGGCCCGCCCGACGGCGAGAGCCCGAGUGACGCCCAGGAGCUGCACCCCCAGCCGCCCGCGGGCAACCUGUCCUCCGCGAAGGACGCCCCGGGCCUGAGGUCAGUCAUCGACAGCAUCACGGCCAGGAUCGCGUUCACGGCCAGGCAGCUCCCGGGCACAGACGACCUCAGGAGGCAGGAGCCCCACAUGUUCGCCGUCAUCCCCAGGAAAUUCCUCCCGAGCAGCAGGAGCCCGUGCUGGUACGAGGAGUUCACGGGGCGCAACACCUCGGACCCCUACCUGACCAACUCGUACGCGCUCUACUCCAAGCGCUUCCGCGCCACCUUCGACGCGCUGCGCAAGGCCUUCUGGGGGCACCUGGCCCACGCGGCCGGCCGCCACUACCGCCUGCGCUGCCUGCCGCGCUUCUACAUCGUCGGGCAGCCCAAGUGCGGCACCACCGACCUGUACGACCGCCUGCGGCUGCACCCCGAGGUCAAGUUCUCCGCCAUCAAGGAGCCGCACUGGUGGACGCGCAAGCGGUUCGGCAUCGUGCGCCUGAGAGACGGGCUGCGGGACCGCUACCCCGUGGAGGACUACCUGGACCUCUUCGACCUGGCGGCGCACCAGAUCCACCGGGGCCUGCAGGCCGGCGCCGCGGGCGACCCGGGCAGGAGGAGCCGCAUCGUCAUCGGGGAGGCCAGCGCCUCCACCAUGUGGGACAACAACGCCUGGACCUUCUUCUACGACAACAGCACGGACGGCGAGCCGCCCUUCCUGACCCAGGACUUCAUCCACGCCUUCCAGCCGGACGCCAGGCUCAUCGUCAUGCUCAGGGACCCUGUGGAGAGGCUGUACUCGGACUACCUGUACUUCGCCAGCUCCAACAAGUCCGCGGAGGACUUCCACGAGAAGGUGACGGAGGCGCUGCAGCUGUUCGAGAGCUGCCUGCUGGACUACUCGCUGCGCGCCUGCGUCUACAACAACAGCCUCAACAACGCCAUGCCGGUGCGCCUGCAGGUGGGGCUGUACGCCGUGUACCUCCUGGACUGGCUCGCCGUCUUCCACAGAGAGCAGCUCCUCGUCCUGCGCCUGGAGGACCACGCGUCCGAUGUCAAGUCCACCAUGCGGAGGGUCUUCCAGUUCCUCAGCCUCGGGCCGCUGAGCGAGAAGCAGGAGGCCCUGAUGACCAGGAGCCCCGCCUCCAACGCCCGGCGCCCCGAGGACCGCAGCCUGGGGCCCAUGUGGCCGCUCACCCAGCGGCUCCUGCGGGACUUCUACGGGCCCUUCAACGCCCGGCUGGCCCAGGUCCUCGCCGACGAGGCGUUCGCCUGGAGGAAGACGUGAGGCCGGGGCGCCCGGGUGCAGGCUCAGCGUCACGGUGAUUGCAGACAUCUCCCUCCGCGGGCCGUGGGCUCAGCGUGAGCAACCCCGACGUCCGAGGCUCCUGCUCCCGGGCACGGGUCCGCCGGGACCUUCCGGAGGCCUUUGCGAGGUCACAGCCCCGCCAUCGGCCCCUCACGAGGCCCCAGCUCAGUUCACAGGCGACAAGACACCCCGUCCUGAUUCAGAAACUCGGGGGUGAGCCCACGGGCCGAGCGUGGGGCGCUGGGAUCCCCAGGAGAACCUGCGGGGCCACCGCAGCCUGCUGUGCCCGUGGACGGGCUAAAGGCCUCGUUGUUUCUCAGAGGCGAUGGGGAAGGAUUGAGGGGAGCCCUGAGCCCACUGCGCACCUGCCCGGGGGACCCAGCGAGGCUUCACACUCACUCGAGUGCUGUCGGAGGCUCCCUGUGGCCCAGACCAGGGCUCUCUGAGGUCCUGACGCCAAGGCGAGUGCGUCAGCAACCCCAUCCCCACCGAAAGUCAACACCUCCACACCCCCGUCACUCCGCGUGCGGACGAGCUCAGCCUCCAGCCCGGCGCCCCGUCUUCCUGCCGUGGGGGCGCAGCCCGUGGAAGGCGAGCAGGGGCUCAGAGACCUGCGGCCUGGCUGUUCCUGACCGGAGGGUCUGUGUGUCCUGACCUGGCUUCCAGGGACAGUCCCCGCCCCUCUCGCAGCCGGCAGGGCGCAGAGCAGCAGCCGCGGGAGGUCUGGCCCCAGGACGGCAGUGUGUGAGUGUGUAUUUAUUUGCAGCACACGUGUGCGCGCGCGUGUGUGCGUGUGUGCACAGGUGCAUGUUAUGAGUGGGUUCCCUCCGGUUCUGUGGCUGACGUGGCUCCCGGCUCCCCACUCUGGACACAGCGCUCCUUGGACUCGGGUCUCUGCCCGCGAACUUUCCACGUUCACUGGGAUUUGCUCCCAGCGCAGCCGCCACCACGGCCUUCUCACGCCUCCUCUGCACGUGACCGCGUGCAGCCCACCUGCUUCUCACAGAAGCACCCGGCGGUGUUGUUCCCGAUGCCGCCGGCUUAUUGUACAGAUCGUUUUCUAGGCCAGCCGUCCGUCCGUCCGGGCCCGCGGUGCCCGCAGACGCGGUGUCUGCAGGGCCUCCCCGAGGGCACUGCCUGUGCUCUGCUGCGAGGCCUGUUGGUGCCGUUCUGCGUGGUGGCCCUGGAGCCCUCCCCCAAACCAAAGUGGAACGGGGCGUGCCCCCGCCUGUGCCCUGCAGAGCCGCAUGCAGGCCCCGCGCCCCGUCCUCGCUGCGCCCCCUGAGCUGCCGAGGGAACCACGUGAUGCUGUACUUUCUGCCGAAUUAAACGUGGGCCCGACGGGGACGGAGCGCAGGCGCUUCCUUGCUGUGCUGAGCCCUCGGGGUCCUCUGGGGU
Messenger RNA from Myotis myotis, 3693 nucleotides. It is a transcript of the gene CHST15, whose product is annotated as carbohydrate sulfotransferase 15. Lineage: Eukaryota; Metazoa; Chordata; Mammalia; Chiroptera; Vespertilionidae. Gene Ontology annotation, biological process: hexose biosynthetic process. The coding region runs from base 589 to 2274 and encodes 561 amino acids. The transcript has 8 exons. The record is from RefSeq and is a predicted model, not a curated record. Gene Ontology annotation, molecular function: N-acetylgalactosamine 4-sulfate 6-O-sulfotransferase activity.